Messenger RNA from Pungitius pungitius (ninespine stickleback), 2727 nucleotides. It is a transcript of the gene gpr75, whose product is annotated as G protein-coupled receptor 75. Gene Ontology annotation, molecular function: C-C chemokine receptor activity. Lineage: Eukaryota; Metazoa; Chordata; Actinopteri; Perciformes; Gasterosteidae. Gene Ontology annotation, cellular component: membrane. The record is from RefSeq and is a predicted model, not a curated record. The transcript is spliced from 2 exons. The coding region runs from base 549 to 2183 and encodes 544 amino acids. Gene Ontology annotation, biological process: G protein-coupled receptor signaling pathway.
UUUAUCUGAAGUCACAACAUGGCGUAACGGCCCUUGAUGAAAUCUCUGACCCUCUAGUGAAGCUAAAAUCGGCGUAUUUGUGUGUAUUCUUGGCGUCGCGUGCUGCGCUCGAGCUGCUUGUCCCACAUCCGGCGGCAGCGGCGACUCUUUCUCCGGCGCACGUCCGUCGCUGCGCGGAACGACGGAUCCAUCGCCGAGAAAAGGACAAUGCGACCAACUGGUUGUGCUGUAAACGCGUUAAAAAAAAAUGAAAACAUACACGUCAGGAAGCGUCAUGUAUGUCACUGUUCAAUUCAUCGCUUUCGGGUGAUCUGUCGUUGAAAUACGUUUUUUUUUUCCCCGUCAUAGCCGAUCGUUCACUUUCUAUCGGAUCACUUUAAAAUCAAGAUGUGCUGUAUCCAAUGGACCCACGAUCGAUGACUGAUGCUCCCCCCAAAGAGGCAGCAAUGGUUCAAGCAGCAGCCCCUGUGAUCAUACUGUCCUCCUUCCACAAAGAGGAAUAAUGCCGACACUGGUGACUGGGAUCCUUCGAAAUUCCUAAUAAUACAAUGAACACCUCGGUUACACCAUCAGACCUGGUGGAUGUGCCAAGACCGCAGAACUUCAAUGGCACACAGACCCCAUCGAGUUGGGCUGUGAUCCACACUGGCACCUUGGCCUUCUGCUCUCUCCUCCUCGUCUUCAUUUUCUGCCUGGGCUCCUAUGGCAACCUUGUGGUGUUCCUGUCCUUCUUCGACCCGGUGUUCCGCAAGUUCCGCACCAACUUUGACUUCAUGAUCCUCAACUUGUCCUUCUGCGACUUGUUCAUUUGCUGCGUGACGGCGCCGAUGUUUGCGCUGGUGCUCUUCCUGGAUGCCGGCGGAGGGGACGGCGUGUCCAAGAGUUUCUGCUUCGCCUUCCACUUGACCAGCUCGGGCUUCAUCAUCAUGUCCCUGGAGACAGUCGCCGUCAUUGCGCUGCACAGGCUCCGCAUGGUUUUGGGGCAGCAGCCCAACCGCACCGCCUCCUUCGCCUGCACGCUGGCCCUCACCGCCCUGCUGUGGACGUCCAGCUUCACCAUGGCUGCCCUGCUCACCAUGCGAGCGUACCCGCGCAGGGAUGGGCCCUGCUUGCCUCACUUUGGCCUUGGAGGCGGACAGGCCAGGGUGGUGUUGUAUGUGUACCUGGCGGACUUUGCCUUUUGCGUGUCCGUGGUGUCCGUGUCCUAUCUGAUGAUCGCGCGGACACUGAGGAAGAACGCGCAAGUCCGAAAGUGUCCCGUCGUCACCGUGGACGCCACGUGCCCUCCGCCCCCGCCGCCUCUCGUCGCGGCGGGCUUCGAGAGCAUGCAGUGCGCAGUUCAGGACCCGUCUCUGUGCCACAGCCAGACUUACAACAAGCUGCAGAAAGCCCCCGCGCACUCGUGCGUCAACAAGACCAGCCAGCCGCCGGCCCCAGGGGCGGCCCAGGGGGCCACCUGCUGCCAGCUGGCGGCUACGGUCAACUUGGCCACGGCCAAAGACUCGAAGGCGGUGGUCACGUGCAUAGUCAUAGUGUUCUCGGUGCUGCUCUGCUGCUUGCCAAUGGGGGUUUCGCUGGCGCAGGAUGUCUUGUCGCCAGAGAGCAGCUUCGCACAUUACCAGUUUGAACUGUGCGGCUUUGUGCUCAUUUUUCUCAAGUCGGGCAUCAAUCCCUUUGUGUACUCGCGCAACAGUGCGGGCCUCCGCCGCCGCGUGCUAUGGUGCAUUCAGUGGGCGGCACUGGGCUUUCUCUGUUGCAAGCAAAAGACUCGGCUGCACGCGAUGGGAAAGGGCAGCCUGGAAGUCAAUCGCAAUAAAUCCUCCCACCACGAGACCAACUCGGCCUACGUACUGUCCCCCAAGCCGCCGAGGAGGCUGGUCGACCAGGCCUGCGGGCCCAGCCACUCCAGGGAUUGCGCCGGUAGUCCGAGGGCCACGGGCGCGCGGAAACCCCGCCCCCCGAGUACCUCCACGCCUAUCAACACCCGCAUCGAGCCCUACUAUAGCAUAUACAACAGCAGUCCCUCCGCGGGACCCAGCUCCCCCACCAGCCUGCAACCCGUCAGCUCGCAGACGUUCGCCUUCGCCAAGUCGUAUGUAGCCAUGCACUACCACACUCACCAAGACGCACUGCAAGACUUUGAAAGCACCUCAGUGCAACAGAUACCCAUCCCCUCAGUCUGAGAGAAGAAGAUCCGAAAAGCUGCUGCUAAACAGUAAAAGUGUGGAUAAACCUCUCCAUGGCUUUGAAUCAAUUGUGAAUCAGAAGAGGAACCCGCAAACAGCCCAUUUUGUGUAUUUGGAAUCUGUAUUAACCGUUUGUUCUCUUCUACUUUUUUGAAUGAAAAAACAAAAGCACCAGUAUUAUAAGCCUUGCCAUGAAAGUAAAAAAACACAAAAACAAGCAAUAGAUUUGUUAUAAAAGUGUCUUCGGUUAUUGAAUUGUCUUAUUUUUCCAUUACUGAUACUGCAUUUUCACAUUAGUCUGUGUUGAGCACGCAUGUGCCAUUAUAGCCCCAUUUUUUGUAGGUUUUCAUUGCAGCCAAAGAUUCCAGUUGCUGGAUCACUGCUGUGUCCUCUGAAGUCGCUGAGCACUGAUAUGAGCUGCUGUGAAUCCCUGCACAGGCCCAUCGAUGGCAUGCCGUUGCAACCUUGAACUUUUGCUUCUAAAAAGAAAUGUAUUUGUGAACCUCAUCCACUUUUCAACACAAUAAACAAUUGGCAAGAA